Cylicocyclus nassatus is the source of this 344-nucleotide messenger RNA. Lineage: Eukaryota; Metazoa; Nematoda; Chromadorea; Rhabditida; Strongylidae. The record is from the annotation of a GenBank genome assembly.
GCUCAAAAAGUGAAAACAAUGCGCUGGAUUUCAGAAAAAUGGGAUUGCUGCCGCUCUGAUUAGUCAUGAGCUCCCGCUGUGGAGGAUCUCUUUUUAUCAAGAGAUCGAACGAACAACGAUUGGAUUUUGAAUCGAAUUUGUGGAUUCGAGUCGAGCUUCUCUUCGAAUUCAAAUUAGUAUGGUUGAAAGAAUCUUUGGAGCAGAGAGGCAGCCAUGUCAAACUUUGCAACGCGAUAUGUUAAAUGGUGCAACUCGUUUCGAAUUUGUAUUUUGUUUUAUUAGUAGUUGUAAACUAGUCAUACUUCUUUUAUGCUACUUUAUGUCAUUAGACUUCAAUUACCUAC